This is a messenger RNA of Microplitis demolitor, 1815 nucleotides long. It is a transcript of the gene firl, whose product is annotated as short-chain dehydrogenase/reductase family 16C member 6. The record is from RefSeq and is a predicted model, not a curated record. NCBI's taxonomy places the organism in Eukaryota, Metazoa, Arthropoda, Insecta, Hymenoptera, Braconidae. Gene Ontology annotation, cellular component: lipid droplet. The transcript has 8 exons. Gene Ontology annotation, molecular function: oxidoreductase activity, acting on the CH-OH group of donors, NAD or NADP as acceptor. The coding region runs from base 562 to 1485 and encodes 307 amino acids.
UCAGUUGUUGCUGAAACGCCGGCGACGACAGAACAAACUUAAGUCUACUCUGUACAUAUAUAUAUAUAUUCAAUAACAUACACUUUAUAUACUCACACGAUAUAUAUAAAACAGCACACAUUAGUUGAAUUGAGCGCGCGACUCGACAACUUUCAUUACGCUCAAACCGCGUAACAAAAUAACUUUUAAAAAGUGAAAAAAAAAAACAUUGUUAUAAUAAUCAUUUUUUUUUUUUUUUUUUUUUUGUUGUAUUACUAUUAAAGAUAAUUGUUAAACUAUACUAUCUAGUUAGAGAGCGUGAGAUUAAAAAUAUAAAUCUUAACUUUGUUUAUUAAUUUUUAUUGACUUUUUACAUUAAUACCGACUGUAAUAACAAUAAUAAUAGUAAUAGUAAUAGCUUUAAAAAAUAUAAAAGAAAAGUUUUUAACGUUAGUUUAUUUCGAUCGUUAUUCAGUACAGUGUAUUACAUGUGUGUGGUUUAUAUUCAUUUUCCAAAUAAAUUCUAGUCAAUAUAAUAAAAGUAAAUAAACAAAUAUACUUUAAAAAAUAAAAAUAAUAAAAAUGGUAACUGCAUAUGAUGCAAUAUCUAUUGCAGCAGACUUGUGUCUACUUUUAAUAAAAGUUUUUUACUAUAUUAUCGAAAGUAUUUAUCGUUUAAUUGUACCAAUUGAAGAAAAAAGUGUUGCUGGUGAAAUAGUAUUGAUUACUGGAGCUGGGCAUGGAAUAGGACGAGAAUUAGCAUACAAAUAUGCAUCACUCGGUGCAAUUGUUGUCUGUUGGGAUCUCAAUGCCCAGAGUAAUCAAGAAACUGUCAAUGAAAUAAUGAAAUUAGGCGCUACAACUGCUUAUGCAUAUCAAUGUGACGUGUCUGAUAGAGAAGAAGUAGUCAAGGUUUCAAAUCGAGUUAAAUCUGAAGUUGGUCACCCGACAAUAUUAAUAAAUAAUGCUGGUAUUAUGCCUUGCCAGAAAUUUUUAGAUUACUCUCCUGAGACAAUUAAAAAAAUAAUGGAUAUUAAUGUUCUCGCUCAUUUUUGGAUACUACAAGAAUUUUUACCAAUUAUGAUUAAAAAUAAUUACGGUCACGUAGUUGCAUUAUGUUCAAUAGCAGGAAUGGUUGGCCUUAAAAAUCUUGUACCUUACUGCGCAUCCAAGUUCGCUGUCAGAGGUCUCAUGGAAUCAUUGAAUGACGAAUUAUCUUCGGGGGAAAAUAUUCAAAAAAAUAAUAUAAAAUUUACGACAAUCUAUCCGUACAUGGUAGAUACUGGUCUCUGUAAAAAACCGCACAUAAGAUUUCCGAGUUUAAUGUCGCUAGUACCACCCAAAGAUGCUGCGGCUAUUAUAUUAACAGCACAAAGACGUAAUUAUAGAGAUGCAACUAUUCCUAGAUAUUGGAACUCGGUAAAUUGCGUUUUAAGAGUAUUUCCAGAAAAAGCUGUUAUUGGAAUAAAAGAUUUUUUGAACAGUGGUGUUGAGGCUGAUAGUUGAACUAUUUUUAAAACAAACAAACAAAAAUUAUAAUAACAACAAAAUCUAUUAAUUUAAUUUAAAAAUGAAUAUUCACGAUUGAAAACCAUAAAAUUUUUUAAUAACCUUUUGUACAAACUUAUAACUCAUUUUUACAUAUGUCAGAAUUUUUAAAUUAUUAAUAUUAUUUUUUGACAUUUUAUAAUCUCUAUAAAUAAGAAUUCCAUUUUAUUCAAAUAGUCUAUUAAUAUGAAUAUCAAUUAAGAAAAAAUAAAAUCAAAAAUAUAUAAUAUACAUGUAAAAUUUUUAUUGAAUAAAAAAAUAAAUCUGUAUAAUUAUAUUAAAAAUGAA